Molecule: messenger RNA, 811 nt
Organism: Haliotis rubra (blacklip abalone)
Lineage: Eukaryota; Metazoa; Mollusca; Gastropoda; Lepetellida; Haliotidae
Exons: 2
Coding region: 329-715 (128 amino acids)
Source: RefSeq, a predicted model, not a curated record
ACGCAGAGCACUAUUACAUAAACUCGGUCUGGACGUUGCAAAUUAAGAACUGGGGACGUCGUGAGCAAGCCAGUGGUCUCAAGUAUAUCUGACCAGAGUGAUCGUCGACAUAGGUAUUUGUCGCUAACUUAAAAGGCCGAGGAAAUAAAUAUCAAGGCACUUCAGACCCAACUGACUGAAGAACGAGUUGUCAACACACGUGGCUUUCGUUCCCUCCCCUAACAUCCGGGUGCCAUCGACGAUCACAUACUACCAUCUUGACAUUUCUCAGAACCCUGAUAUUAUCCACCAGAUUCUGUAGAAGUAAUCAAGAAACAUCUUAUCUGCAAUGCUCAACGAUGACGCUUCAAGAAUCGUGACUGAAAAUCUGGCCUCAUCUGAAGACUUCUUGCCAGGACGCCAACCGGAAGUCCAGCCAGAGAGUCCCGUGACCCUGCGUGAGUCGGAUGCUGACGAUCUGUUCGACUCCCAGUACGUCCUCCCCUCCGACUGCAAAUGGUGGCAAUACUUGCCAGAUCUCCCACAUUAUGAAACUGACGGCGACUUUAGCGUGAUGGACCUCUACGCUGAAGACUACUUGAACUGUUCCAGUCUCCGGGAAGAUGUGGACAGUGCAGAUGAUGACAACGAAGGGGUUGCUGUUCACGAGCGUGUAUACCAUUUGGACACUAGGUGGACAACAAUAUGGGGACUGGACAUCAUCUGGGAGGAAUGAAGAUGAAUAGUGCAUAUACAUGUAGUCGUAAGGGGAAUGUUACAGUGAGGUACAUAUGCCCUGUACGUAUCAUUGUAAUAAAGGGUCGUUAUCGUC